AUAUACAUAUAUACAAAUAUCUAUUUCUUUGCAUUACAUCUUCUGUUUCUGUAUUUUUUCUUCCGCACUUUGUAAGGCCUCUUUUAACAGUUUGUUUUCCCCUUUAUCUGACUCAUGCUUUCUGUGUGCCCUGUCAUUUAACCUGUCAUAUUAGCAAAGGAUAAACUAUCCCUUAGAUAAAGAAACAGACUCUCAAAACUACAGUGAUGUGCAAAUGUCUUGAGCAAGCCCUCAGUUCUUUAUUAGUUCAUAUGAUUUUUUUUUUUUUUUAAAACCACUUAGCGCUGACCUAUGAAUCAUUCAAGUAUAGAAAAGGCACAAUUUAACAAUUCAAGGGACAAAUCAGCUAUUUUGUGUCCACGCAUAACAUAAACUUAAAUUUUUAGCUUUAAAAAUAGCGGUUAAUCAGCAUCAAAGACCUGACACAGGAUGCGUCUGGACCUUCAGUUGAUCCAUUGACUCUUCACUGAAACUUCAAUGGGCUCAGUGAAAGGGUGUGCUCUCAAGAAGCCAUUAUUAAUGAUGAUAAAGAGGGAGAAAAGCCUGAGGUAUACCAAAUUACACAAGAAUUGGACUGAAACGAGUCUUAUAAAGUGAUGAAUCCAAAUUUGAAUUAUUUUGAGGAUAUUGUGAAAAUUGAUGGAAUUAUAAAUGCAGAAAAGUCUCAUAAGAUUUUGAUUUACUAUACAGUAUCAUCUGGAAAGUGUUGAUUGGCAACAGCUUUAUAUUUCAGCAUGUCAGUGAUCCCAAACACACUGUCGGUGCAGUAAAGGUGUAGGUGGAAAGAAAAAAACACAAUGAAACCGCUUCAGUCAAGGAUUGUCCACCACAGAGCCUGGACUUCAGCAUUUUUGAAGCAGCGUGGGAUCAUUUUGACAGAGAACAGAACAAAAGUGGUGGGUUUGGACAUCCAAGAUGAGAUGGGACGCCACGAGGUCGGUCACAUAGAGAACUCCAUGAAGAUUCCCCUCAACCAGGGUGACGGUUGUCGCUUUGAGGGAGAGUUCAGCAUCAACAAAGUACCGGGAAACUUCCACGUGUCGACACAUAGUGCCACAGCACAGCCUCAAAGCCCUGACAUGACCCACACCAUCCACAAGCUUGCCUUUGGAGAAAAGCUCCAGGUACAGAAAGUCCAAGGAGCCUUUAAUGCUUUAGGAGGGGCAGACAAGAUGUCAUCUAAUCCUCUUGCUUCACAUGACUACAUAUUGAAGAUUGUACCAACAGUGUAUGAAGACCUCUCAGGCAGACAGAGGUUCUCUUAUCAGUACACAGUAGCCAAUAAGGAAUAUGUUGCUUACAGCCACACGGGAAGAAUUAUCCCAGCGAUCUGGUUCAGGUACGAUCUCAGUCCGAUCACAGUGAAGUACACGGAGCGGAGACAGCCCCUCUACCGCUUCAUCACAACAAUUUGUGCCAUCGUCGGAGGGACGUUCACAGUCGCGGGGAUCAUCGACUCCUGUAUUUUCACUGCUUCUGAGGCCUGGAAGAAGAUACAGAUUGGCAAAAUGUCAUGAUGACUGUUUCCAACCCUCUCCUCACAUCUUAUUUAUAAGUGCAAAGUUGCUAGCCUGUUAGCUAAAUCCAGUCCGAAACGACCUCCUUCAGGAGAUUGUAUCACCUUGUCCAUAUAAGAGUCUCGGGCACUUGAUUUAACUACCAGGCUGCAGGGAUGCGUCUGUUUUAUUAAAGAUCCUCUCGGGCUCCUUCUGCUCCAAUGACGUGAGAAUGCUGACUAUCACAUGUCGGCUUCCUCCAUCUUCAGUGUCAGGAGGGGAAAGGAGAGGAGAUGAUAUCUUUUGUUACUGAGUGUGCCAGGGAUUCAUCCUGUAUUUUUUUUUUUUU
This is a messenger RNA of Haplochromis burtoni (Burton's mouthbrooder), 1845 nucleotides long. It is a transcript of the gene ergic1, whose product is annotated as endoplasmic reticulum-golgi intermediate compartment 1. The transcript is spliced from 7 exons. Lineage: Eukaryota; Metazoa; Chordata; Actinopteri; Cichliformes; Cichlidae. Gene Ontology annotation, biological process: retrograde vesicle-mediated transport, Golgi to endoplasmic reticulum; endoplasmic reticulum to Golgi vesicle-mediated transport. The record is from RefSeq and is a predicted model, not a curated record. Bases 798 to 1517 code for a protein of 239 amino acids. Gene Ontology annotation, cellular component: endoplasmic reticulum; endoplasmic reticulum membrane; COPII-coated ER to Golgi transport vesicle.